GUCACUGAUUCCCAGGGCAAAAAACUCCGAUCUUCUUGCGCGUCCGAAUCCCUAAAGCCCCAAAAAACUCCGAUCUUCUUUCGCUGCUGCUGAGAUGAACACGCAACAGACUGCUCAGCUAAAAUCUUCUGCCAAUGGAUUUGCUCGUCGAAGAAGUGAAAGGGAAAGCGGAAUGAGAUUGGAAAAUAAACAUCAAUCUGGGAAAUUAAACCAGAAUAGAUCGAUGAAUGCAAUUGGGACCAGCAAAGCUCCAGUUUAUGAGAGUCCAUCUCGUGAUCGGCUGGUAUAUCUAUCAACCUGCCUUAUUGGGCAUCCUGUGGAAGUCCGGCUCAAAAAUGGGUCCAUCUACUCUGGAACGUGUCACACCACAAAUGUUGAGCAGGAAUUCGCUAUUAUUUUGAAAAUGGCUCGCAUGACAAAGGACGCGUCUUAUCGAGGGAGUAAGCAGGAAUAUGUUAUGAAAGCUCCUUCGAAGACUUUAAUUAUACCCGGAAAAGAGGUUGCAGAGGUCAUAGCUAAGGAUGUACCUGUAACUGUUGCGGGGCAGUCCAAUGAGCUCCAAAAUGAAAGGCAUGAGGACAUUUUGAUAGAUUCAUCUAUAUCACACUCCCGUCACGUGGAACUGGAUAGAGAGCUAUCACCGUGGGUACCUGAUGAAGAUGAUCCACAAUGCCCUGGACUUGAGAACAUAUUUGACGGCCCUUGGAACAGGGGGUGGGAUCAGUUUGAAACAAACAAAAUGUUGUUUGGAGUGAAAAGCACUUUUGAUGAGGAGCUCUACACUACAAGGUUGGAGAAGGGCCCUCGAAUGAGAGAGCUGGAGAGGGAAGCAACAAGGAUCGCUAGAGAAAUUGAGGGCGAGGAUACAGAAGACCUACAUUUAGCGGAGGAAAGGGGCAUCAACCUUGGUGAAGAUUUUGAUGGUGAUGAGGAGGUGAGGUUUUCUUCAGUCAUCAGAGGCAGGGGGCUUGAUGAUAGUGGAUACGAUGAAGAUGAGGAUAUAUUGUUAGACAAACGGAAUACUGAAACAUUCGGUGAUGUACCUGCAUCAUCCGGUGCAAAGACUGACCACCUGCAUCGUGGUACAAGCAAUGACAGUGCCGGAGCAUUAUUAACCUCUUCAGUGGAUGAACCACAAUGUUCUCAAUCAAGUAACGGGUCAGAAUUUUUCCAGUCCAAUACAUAUGACCAUUGUAGACAGCAGGCAGAUGAUCUUCCGUGUAAAAGUUCCACUUCAGACUGUAAUGGAAGGUCUUUAUACAGGAAUCCCGAGAUUUUGCGAGUUGCACAAGGGCAUGAUAGCAUUAAUGCUAGCAUUGAGACGAAAACGGUAGCUGUGGAUGGCAAGUUGUCUAAAUCCAAUGAAUCCCAGUCUGCAGAGAACAGUCAGACUGCUGGCUUUGAUAGAGGUGGACUAUUGGCUGAUGCUCCUUCGGUGACAAGUUCUGUAAAGGAAAUGCCACCUACUGAACCAGAGGUUGUUUAUGUUAAAGCGGAUGGAGAAAGUUCUGGUGUUAGUGCAUGCAGACAACCUGGUACUUUUGCAUCAGGUUCGGAUCAUGCAGGUGCUACGUCAGCUUCUAGUCAUCCUGCUGUAUCUCCAAGCUCUUCGUUAAUUGGUUCCUCAUCUUCUGAAAAUUCAACUCUGAAUCCACAUGCUAAGGAAUUUAAAUUCAACCCAAAUGCAAAGAGUUUCACUCCUUCACAUUCGUCGCCAGUUCGACCUCCAUCACCGGUUUCCGAUGGUUCUUAUUACUUCACGCCAAAUGUUACCACUUUACCACAAAUGCACGGGAUGCCAGUGGGGAUUGGAAUGGGUCCAUCAUACAGUGGGCAUCAGCAUGUUCUAUUUAACCCACAAGUUGCACCACUGCGAUCUCCCCAACCUUAUUUCCAUCCUAGCGGGCCUCAGUAUGGUCAACAGAUGAAUCUUGGCCACCCGAGGCAAGUCUUGUACAUGCCAGGCUACCAACCUGUAAGCAGUUCUCAACAUCUCUAGACCUCCUUGGUAUCUUCUUCUAAUCUCAUCUUCUCAAUCUUCUUUCUUCUCAAUCUCAUCUCAAAUUAUUUAAAGCUGUUUUCUCUCGGAAGCAACUUGCGGAUUUUCCUUUUCUUUUUCUCAUUUUCACCAGCCACGGCCUCCUUCUUCCGCGCCCUUCUUUGCAGUUAUUUUUUCCCCAAACUUUGCCAAGUUCCUCAUUCCGUUACGGAACCUGUUUCUCAACUUCCUAUCCUCCGCCCUAGAGUUCCCUGCUAUAUUAUAUCUUCCGUCGGUAUUCAAGGCCAUCGUCUUCUUAACAGCCCUAUCAACUUCCCAUCCUAUUCGGAUGCCUCCAAAUUCCCCGUCGCCGACUUUCUCCUCCAUACCAUCUUCCCGACCUUUAGACGGCUUUGGCUACUCAGGAAAUGGCAUACAAAGGACGCGACUUUUAGUGUCUGGGAGCUGACGAUUGAUGAUUACAAUUGCAUAAUUAUUCUUAGUGGGUCUACCAAGCAUGGUUUGCGCGAGGAAUAAACAUAAUUAGAGCCCCAUGAUGAUGAAGAGAUGGUAGGUUUGUUGGAACCCCUCAGAAGCAUGAGUCUAAAUAUGAGCCAUAAGAGACAAGUUUGACUAUGUAAUCUGAUCUACAAUCCAGUUUACCUGAAUUGACUGUCUGGCUUUUCCUUGCUCUUAUUUUAUUUUGUUCACCUUUGUUUUACCAUGGGGAUGGAGAAAAAUGAGAGAAAGAACUAGCAGUGUUGGAUUACUAACUAAAGUUAUUUGGGUUUCCAUUGUUGCUUUUGGUUUAUUUAAUUUGUAUGACUUGAGCGCCAUUGCUGUUCAUUUGUAUUUGUUGGUCAACUGUUAGGUAAGUUAAUGAAUGCUUGUCAAAUGAGCCGAGUCGAGUUUUACCCCAGGUUGAGCUUGACUCGUUAAUAAACGAGUCGAGCUCAGCUCAUUUAUUAACGAGCCGAGCUCGAUGUAGCUUGUUUACUAAAAUCUUGCGUUUUAUUUGGUACUUUAUUUUGUAUAUCAUGAUACAUAUGAUUUAUUUUGUUAACUAAUCUCAUAUUAUACUUUGCUGG
Linum tenue is the source of this 3066-nucleotide messenger RNA. The record is from the annotation of a GenBank genome assembly. Lineage: Eukaryota; Viridiplantae; Streptophyta; Magnoliopsida; Malpighiales; Linaceae.